CUGACCUGCUGGCCAACAAUAAGCACCAUCACUGCUCUGUUGACGUAGUGACCUACAUUCAUGCUGUACAAUACCCUUGAGUUGUAAAAGCGACGGCUGCUUGCCUGUCUUUAUUUCACCAACAAAUAGUGCAAUGUCUCACUGUCUGCUAUAGGGGCUGUCAGGUAGAUAGCAGAACAAACCCACAGAGUGCCUGGACGGUGAUGGAGGUCAAAUUGGACUGCCUUGGCCGCAAAGUGGACAAGCUCUUACAAGGGCAAGAGAAGCUGCUAAGAGACCCUGGGGAGCCUCGAGCCCAAGGGGAAGCAGCGAUCUGUGAUUUUGUUGAGGCAUCAUCUCGGGGGACGGGGCAGUGUGAGUGCAAGCUGCUGUGCCAGGAUUUGGCCACGAUGUCCUCCACCAUAGCGUCUACUUAUGAGCAGCAGAACCAGCGUCUGGAGAACUUGGAGAGGCUGGUGCUUGGGAUACAGAGUGCCCUGGGGUUGUUGGUAGAGACUCUGACUGGGGUGCAUGGGGGGGCUAAAGAUGGAACCUUGCUCCCCCAGGUGAGCACAUUACCUAAAAAGACAGAGUCACCCUCAACACUGCUGGGCAAAGGCAAGCCAGGCGAGAAACCCUCAGGUUUGGUUGCAGCAGAAAAAGGAGAAGACAUGAGCAAAAAGGAAGGUAACAGCAAGCCUAGUGAUAAAGAAAGUAAGUUGCAGCCAAGCACAAAGGGUGUGCCACAGACGCACAGGAAAGGCUCUCUAAGUUUACCUGGAGGAGGUAAAGCCACAGGCUCUGGCCAGGCGGCUGUACAAGCUCAGAUCAAACUGCCUGAGAAGAAAGAGGCUCAUGGUCUGAUCAAAGCCAAGACCCAAACCCCUGCCCAGGCAGAAAAGCCUGCUGCUGGGAGACCCCAGACCUCUCCCCCAGGAGACAAAAGCCUCCUCAAGUCCAACAAGGUAGCCGAUACUGGAAGACAAGCACAGGCAGCAGUGGCAUCAUCAGCAUUGAACGCUGCUGCUUUCAAGACUGGAGAAAGUAAAUCACAGGAGACGAAGAAUAAAGCCGUGGGGAAAGUGGAGUUCACAGAAGUAGCGAAGGACAGCAAAGAAGAUCAGCCGCUUUCCAAGCGGGAGGCCGUUAAAUCGAAGUACAGGAAGAAUACCGGGGAAUUCAACCCGAGUAAGAUCUGCCCACUGCUAAAUAAUCAGGGCCAACAAGCUGCUGGAGCUGCAGAGCACAUGAAUGCUGACACGGCACAUAAUGUUCAGAACAUGGUUUUUGUGAAGGUCAUGGAGAACCAGCUACUUAAACCACCUUUGACUGACGGCCCAGCUCUCAGGCAUGUGCAGAGCUGUCCUGUCUCCCUGCAGAGAGAUGAAAAUGAAAACAUGCUUGGAGACAGUUGGGUUGGAGGAAAAAAUAAAACUCUGUUGGCCUCUAAAACCUUAUCACCUGCAAACAAACAGGAGCUGCCCCCGCAGGACUCAAAAUGCCCGGCGCCUUCAAGCAAAGACUCACGCAGGAAUUCUGACACCUCAAGAAGGGCCAGACCUGCUGCUACAGCUGCCAGCACAGAGAAUCAAAGUGUAGCCCCCUCCCUCAUAAGCAUCAGAGUCAGCCCUGCAGAAAGCAACGGGAAUACCGCCAGUCAACCCCCAGAACCUCAGACGUGUUUCAAAAUGAUAGAUGACAGUUCUCCACAACCUGCCCCGUUUGCACAUCGCUUUGUGGCUCUGAGGCUAGCCUUGCCCUCCACUUUCUUCAACAUCAAUACCAAGGAGGUAUUGGGAGGCGGAAGGUUUGGCCAGGUGCACAGGUGCACGGAGAAAACUUCUGGAUUAAAGCUUGCUGCUAAAAUCAUCAAAGUCCGAAAUCCCAAAGAAAAGGAAGUGGUGCGUAACGAGGUGCAGGUGAUGAACCAGCUGAGCCAUGCCAAUGUGAUCCAGCUGUACGACGCCUUCGAGGGCAAGAACGAAGUGGUGCUCGUCAUGGAGUAUGUGGACGGAGGAGAGCUCUUCGAGAGGAUCAUUGAUGAUAACUACCACCUGACGGAGGUGGACGCCAUGGUCUUUGUGAAGCAAAUCUGUGAGGGAAUCCACUACAUGCAUCAGAUGUACGUCCUGCACUUGGACUUGAAGCCUGAGAAUAUCCUGUGUGUGAACCGGACAGGUCACCAGGUGAAAAUCAUUGACUUUGGGCUGGCCAGGAGGUACAAGCCCAGAGAGAAGCUGAGGGUCUCUUUUGGGACCCCCGAAUUCCUGGCUCCCGAGAUUGUGAACUUUGAUUUUGUGUCUUUCCCGACGGACAUGUGGUCGCUGGGUGUCAUUUCAUACAUGCUGUUGAGUGGCCUCUCUCCAUUCCUCGGAGACGAUGACAGUCAGACCCUCAACAACGUGCUGGCUGUUAACUGGUACUUCGACGAGGAAGCCUUCGAGCACGUCUCAGAGGAGGGACGGGACUUCAUCUCCAACCUGCUCAUCAAGGAGAAGAGCGGGCGUCACAGUGCAGCACAGUGUCUGAAGCAUCCCUGGUUAAACAAUAUAGGGGAGAAAGCCAUGCACAGCAACAUCUGCCUCAAAUCACAGAUCUUGCUCAGGAAGUACAUGGCAAGGAGGCUCUGGAAGAAGAACUACAUUGCUGUUGCUGCUGCAAACCGAUUUAAGAAGAUAAGCAGAUCCGGGUCGCUAAACACGCUGGGAGUCUGAGCCCUGAAUCAGGAACACCAACCACAGACAUUGUGGUGUAGAAACCCCCCACCAAUGAACUCCAGCCACAGCUCUGAGUGAAGAGACACAGUUUGUAAGGGAAAGGGGGACAGUAGGAAAUAACUGAUGAUGAAUUAUGGUGUCACUUUUUAGGCAGCUGCUCCAAACUAUAUUACUGUAUUAGUCCUAAACACCUACUGGACAAUAACAGAACUAUGGGGUCUGUGGACCUACAGCCUCCCUUCACUUUCAGAAAGUUUCAUUGACCCUAGUAUUGAGUCGAUUGAAAGCAUUCUAUGAGCUGGAAUACUGUGAUUUUAUUGUUGGCUUUUGAUUACACUAUGUAACACAAUUUUUGUUCCUGGGUAGUAAGUGUUAUUUCCUAAUUGCUUAUGCUUCAAAAGU
Molecule: messenger RNA, 3098 nt
Organism: Polyodon spathula (Mississippi paddlefish)
Lineage: Eukaryota; Metazoa; Chordata; Actinopteri; Acipenseriformes; Polyodontidae
Product: myosin light chain kinase 2, skeletal/cardiac muscle-like
Exons: 13
Coding region: 204-2693 (829 amino acids)
Biological process (GO): protein phosphorylation; positive regulation of apoptotic process; intracellular signal transduction
Cellular component (GO): cytoplasm; nucleus
Molecular function (GO): ATP binding; protein serine/threonine kinase activity
Source: RefSeq, a predicted model, not a curated record